UCUAGCUGUCUUGCUGCUGGGCAACCAGGCCACCACGAUGAGCAUAAAAAAGUCUCCCGAAGAACUGAAGAGCAUUUUUGAAAAAUACGCAGCCAAAGAAGGUGAUCCAGACCAGCUUUCGAAGGAGGAGCUGAAGCUAUUGAUUCAGGCGGAAUUCCCCAGUUUACUGAAAGGUCCCAGCACCCUAGAUGAACUCUUUCAAGAACUGGACAAGAAUGGAGACGGAGAAGUUAGUUUCGAAGAAUUCCAGGUGUUAGUGAACAAGAUAGCCCAGUGAAGGAAAAAACCAAAACAAUGUAUCAUCAUUCCAAGCACCAAAAGAAGAGCGCCUGGGAUGUGGUCCCCAUUCUAUAUGCAAUCGCUAAUGUCUCUGUUUAAUUCUUGGCAAUUAUAAUGA
Messenger RNA from Leptonychotes weddellii (Weddell seal), 397 nucleotides. Lineage: Eukaryota; Metazoa; Chordata; Mammalia; Carnivora; Phocidae. The record is from RefSeq and is a predicted model, not a curated record.